AUUACGAGUCUAUCGUCCGCAGACAUCCUACCUGAUACUUACUGGCCUAAUAAACACAUCAGUGAAUCAAAACGGCGCCGUUUCUUUAGUCCUCUUCAUUUGUGAAUACUUUGCCCUCGAAAUUGCAAUCAUGUCGUACGACCAGUUAUCUUCGCUCGAAGCCGGCCGAUCGGGUCGUCAAGGCGGAUACACCGAUGAUCCCGAGUUCAAGCAGCUUCAGUCCCAGUUGACCAACAAGAUCUUCAACCUGCGGCGCAACAUCCAGCAGCUGACUACUGAUGUUAACAUUCUCGGAACGAAGCGCGAUACUCCCCGUGUCAGAGAACGAGUUCACGACCACCUCGAGAAGACCCGCGACCUGUGCAAGGAGAUUGGAGAUGGCGUCAAGAAGCUCCAGACGUGGGACGAUCUGACGAAGCAACAAAAGUACGACCAGUCCAGAAUCUCAACCGACUUCCAGAACGUCCUGCAAGAGUUCCAGGACAUCCAGCGCAAAGCACUCGAGAAACAACGAGCGUCCGUCACAGCUGCGCGCGCAGCGACCGAAGGCGAGGGAGCUGAUGCGGCGGCUGGAUCCGAGGAGCGUCUCGAGCUUCAGCAGCAGCAGGAGGUCAGCCGCCUGGCAUCACAGGACGAAGUGGACUUCCAGGAAGCGCUCAUUGUCGAGCGUGAAGAGGAGAUCCGAAAUAUUGAGCAGGGUGUCGGCGAUCUCAAUGUAUUGUUCAGGCAGGUGGCUCAGAUCGUGACCGAGCAAGGCGAGCAGCUUACUUCCAUCGCGGAUAACGUGGAAGAUGUGCGGGACGAUACCCGGGGCGCUCAGAUAGAGCUCCGCCAAGCGGCGAGACACCAGAAGGCGGCUCGCAACAAGGGGUGUUGUCUGAUGCUCAUCCUGGCAGUCAUCCUCACCAUUAUCAUUCUCGCAAUUGUAUUGGACUAGCACGGCAUGGGAGGUAUUGGGGGUUUCUUUAUUUGAUUGCUGUUUCUACAAUGGCGUUUUGGUGGCGUUUCGCGAAUAUUGUACAUCAGGCGCCCAAGUACAGCUAAGGAUACAAUCUGGGACAGCGUGUCUUCUUUCUCUAUCAUUGCCAUGGCUUGUCUCCCCAAGACUACACGCCUCGCAAGUGCAAGCGCUCGUAAUGAGGGCUUGGCUUCCAAGGGUCGUGUUUGCCGCGUACUUUAUCCAUAAUCUUGACAGAGAUCUGGGAGAAGAUCAUUGAAGAAAUCCAGUAGACAAAUAUGCCUGCUGGCAAGUUGACACAAAGUGCGGGAAUCAAGAUUGCCGUGAGAAGUAGACCUCUUUGGAGGCGAAUUCGCCAUCUCAGACCCGGAGGCACAUUCUGCUCAGCCGUUGAAAGGUUGAAUACAUACUUCCUCAUUUCGCCUUUAGGCAUCGUUAACCAGCCCAGAGUGCCCAUCAGCAUCGCAGGCAACAAUAUUGUUGGAUCGGCUACCGUGAGGUCGGUAAACCAUAGCACGCCACCAUUUGCCAUGCCUUCCGCAACAUAGCUUAGUGAAUCCAGGUUGCUAGAUACAGCAUCGGCAGACGAAGAAGCUGCUGUUGAUGCUUGUUCCGACACGGAAGUCGAGGCGACGCCGGCUGAAGCCUCCUGAUUCUUGUAGUUGCCAGUGAGCAAGGAUAGGAUUCCGCUGUUUGCACCACAAAGACGCCUCAGAGAUUCAGACAUGAGAUACCAUACGGGCAGGCCGAGUGCUGGGGCCCAAGUCUUCCAAUUCUGCGCCCCUAGCUCUUUGAGCAUUCGUUUCCGGACCUUGGCUAGUUGCAUGGCCCUUGAGAGACGGGUCCCACGAAUUUCGCGACUCCAGGCGGCCAUAAAUGGUGCGAUUUCUCCCUGUCUUUCAACGACGCGUCUGGCAUAGUAUUGAAGCGGCGCUCUGCACAGAGAGAUGAGCAAGGCCGAGAACACGAUAGUGCCUGUCCAAUUUCCCGUCGCGUUCAUCGAGUGCAGCGAAACUACUACUUGCGAAGUAGCUUCGACGCUGCUGUUGACGAGCCCGCCUAGACUAAAGUCUCUGGCACCGAUUGCUCGUUGAGGUGAUCGUGCCGUCCUCGAGACAAGGUGUGGGCGAAGAGAGGCAGUGAGUGGCCUUGCUGAUGAGAAACCGAUGGAUUGGCGCAGGCCGGGUGUGAUGGCGCAACGCGCCGCUCUCAGGGAAGCCAUGAUGAGAUGCUUAUAUGUUCAUCAGAGGGCAUGAGAAGGUAAACGUUGUUGAAAUCCUUGCGGCGCAAAAUAGUGGCCCGUGAGACAAAUGGUGUGGGCUGGUAAAGGGUCGUCAAAGAGCUGAGGCUAGUUUUUGUCAAUACGUCAG
This is a messenger RNA of Colletotrichum scovillei, 2328 nucleotides long. Its product is annotated as SNARE domain-containing protein. Bases 131 to 937 code for a protein of 268 amino acids. Lineage: Eukaryota; Fungi; Ascomycota; Sordariomycetes; Glomerellales; Glomerellaceae. The transcript is spliced from 2 exons. The record is from RefSeq and is a predicted model, not a curated record. Gene Ontology annotation, cellular component: membrane; SNARE complex; endomembrane system. Gene Ontology annotation, molecular function: SNARE binding; SNAP receptor activity. Gene Ontology annotation, biological process: intracellular protein transport; Golgi to vacuole transport; vesicle fusion.